AUGAAUAAAAUAUAUAUUAAGGUUGCUUUAGCACUUUUAGCUCUCUCAGGAUAUAUGCAAAAUGGAGCAUAUGCAAGCGAAGCUGUUGAAAAAGGCUGUACAGAAAACUGCUCCCUCCGCCAUAGACCAUUAUCAGUAUAUCAACAAUACAAAGAAGAGACAAAUGGCAACAUUGAUGAAGCUAUAGAAGCACUAACUUAUUCAGAAAAUUCUAAAGAUAUUUUAUUAAAACUUGCUGAUGCUGAUGUACAGGAAUUCUCGGACUAUGGUAUAGAAAGUGAUAGAAUAUUAUAUAUUAAGAAAAUUGGAAAUAUGAAUAUUGGAAGACUUGAUAUUACCAUUCCAUAUUCCUCUAAGUACAAAAAUGCAGUAAGGCAAUACUGGGAUUACAAAUACGACAAAAAUCCUGAUGAAAAAAUUAUUAACGGAAAAGUUGCUCGUUUAUACUGCAAAGACAAAGUCUUAAUUGAAAAACUUAACACAGAUCCUGAUAAUACAUCAAACAAAAAAAUAUAUUCUUUAGCCUCAAGAAAUUAUAAUGACGAUAUGACUGUAAUUAUAUGUCCUUCAAGAGUUCUAGAUUUUGAUGGUGAAAUCAAUAAAGAAACUGAAUUGGAAGACGUUUACAAAAAUCAAAAAUUAAUCGAAACUGAUAUUCAUCCUGUAGAAGCAUUAAACAAAUAUGGUGAUAAUAUAGCCGGAUUUAUAAUUAAAAACGACGAAAAAUAUGAUCAAGUUCGUAUUACCUAUAUCAACGCUAUCUAUGAUAAUGGCAAUCCUAACGAGGUUUCCCGAAAUUUAAAACAUAGAACUGAUGAAUUUAAAAAAAUCACAGAGUUAUCAAAAAAAAUUACACCUAAUAAUGAAUAA
Molecule: messenger RNA, 870 nt
Organism: Plasmodium vinckei vinckei
Lineage: Eukaryota; Apicomplexa; Aconoidasida; Haemosporida; Plasmodiidae
Product: fam-a protein
Exons: 6
Coding region: 1-870 (289 amino acids)
Source: RefSeq, a predicted model, not a curated record